This is a messenger RNA of Rangifer tarandus platyrhynchus (Svalbard reindeer), 789 nucleotides long. The record is from the annotation of a GenBank genome assembly. Lineage: Eukaryota; Metazoa; Chordata; Mammalia; Artiodactyla; Cervidae.
AUGGCCGUCACCGCUGAGGGCGCCCGCAGGAAGGAGCGCGUCCUCUGCCUGUUUGACGUGGACGGGACCCUCACGCCGGCUCGCCAGAAAAUCGACCCAGAGGUGGCUGCCUUCUUGCAAAAGUUGCGAAGUAGGGUACAGAUUGGUGUGGUGGGCGGCUCUGACUACUCGAAAAUUGCUGAGCAGCUGGGAGAGGGGGAUGAAGUUAUCGAGAAGUUUGAUUAUGUGUUUGCUGAGAACGGGACGGUGCAGUAUAAGCAUGGACGGCUGCUCUCCAAGCAGACCAUCCAGAACCACCUGGGGGAAGAGCUCCUGCAGGACUUGAUCAACUUCUGCCUCCACUACAUGGCCCUCCUUAGACUGCCCAAGAAGCGUGGGACCUUCAUCGAGUUCCGGAACGGCAUGCUGAACAUCUCGCCUAUCGGCCGGAGUUGCACCCUGGAGGAGCGAAUCGAGUUCUCCGAACUGGACAAGAAGGAGAAGAUCCGGGAGAAGUUCGUGGAAGCCCUGAAAACCGAGUUUGCCGGCAAAGGACUGAGAUUCUCUCGUGGAGGCAUGAUCAGCUUUGAUGUCUUCCCCGAGGGCUGGGACAAGCGCUACUGCCUGGACAGCCUGGACCGGGACUGCUUCGACACCAUCCAUUUCUUUGGGAAUGAGACUGGCCCUGGCGGGAACGACUUUGAGAUCUACACUGACCCCCGGACAGUCGGCCACAGCGUGGUGUCGCCGCAGGACACGGUACAACGAUGCCGCGAGCUCUUUUUCCCAGAGACAGCCCACGAGGCGUGA